GCAGCUAGUUGAAGCGAUGAGAGAGGUCCAUUCCAGAGGUGUUCUCCAUCGUGACAUCAAACCAGAGAACAUUCUAGUAGAGACCGGUUUCACCUCACCUCGGAUCAGGGUUCUAGACUUUGGCUGCGGCUGCAUUCUCAGAGAUGGGCCCUACACCGAGUGUUACGGCACGUCCCAAUACACCCCUCCAGAGUGGUUUCUGAGAGAGUCGUAUCGUGCUGGUCCCUCCACUGUGUGGCAGCUGGGGGUGCUGCUAUAUGACGUGCUGUGUGGGGACCAGCCCUUCAACACACGACGAGAGAUCAUCUUUGAAGAGCCUUACAUCAAGGGCGAACUGUCCAGACACUGUGUGGAUCUGUUGAGGAGGUGUCUGGCCAAGCGACCCCGAGGACGGCCCACUCUGGACGGGAUGUUACUCCACCCCUGGCUCCAGCCACAGUGAGCCAGUAGUGAGCCACCCCCCCCCUGGCCAGACCUGCAGCCUGUCACCUGAACACAACUCAACUCAACCCAACCAAUCUUCACUCUGGACAUAAACAUAGAUUUUUAACCGUCUUUGAAAAGUAACUCCUUCAACGUGAAUAUAUAAACUUUGAACAAAUAUCACACUUUUAUUAUUCAUGAUUUGUAACUCCAUCACCUUUGUUUAAGACACAUAUUAUACACGCAGA
Messenger RNA from Coregonus clupeaformis (lake whitefish), 671 nucleotides. RefSeq names its product serine/threonine-protein kinase pim-2-like. Lineage: Eukaryota; Metazoa; Chordata; Actinopteri; Salmoniformes; Salmonidae. Gene Ontology annotation, molecular function: protein serine/threonine kinase activity; ATP binding. The transcript has 3 exons. Bases 17 to 442 code for a protein of 141 amino acids. Gene Ontology annotation, cellular component: cytoplasm. The record is from RefSeq and is a predicted model, not a curated record. Gene Ontology annotation, biological process: regulation of mitotic cell cycle; protein autophosphorylation; negative regulation of apoptotic process.